This is a messenger RNA of Vigna angularis (adzuki bean), 1334 nucleotides long. RefSeq names its product nuclear speckle RNA-binding protein B. The transcript has 6 exons. Gene Ontology annotation, molecular function: mRNA binding. Bases 111 to 773 code for a protein of 220 amino acids. The record is from RefSeq and is a predicted model, not a curated record. NCBI's taxonomy places the organism in Eukaryota, Viridiplantae, Streptophyta, Magnoliopsida, Fabales, Fabaceae.
GAAGAACAAAAUUUAGAUUACAGAUAAAACUUCCAAGGGCAGUCUGCCCCCUUUACUCAUUCACAUUUUUUCUUUCUUUCCACUGUGACCAAACAGAGAGAAGAGUUUCCAUGGCGGAUCCCUACUACCCAUAUAGUGCUCCGGCAGCUGCCGACGGAGCAAGUAUUGCGAGGACCAGCUUUGCUGGAUAUAUUCCAACUGAGCCUUCAAAUUCUACUGAACUGCGGGGCAUUGGAUCAGAUUACCUGCAAAGAGACAUAGGCUUGUUUUAUAGUGCAGAUGAUACUUUGGGAUCUAGGGUUCAUUCUGAGCCUGUUAAGGGUUAUUCACCUCUUGCAGAUCCUGACCCGACUAAAAAACGAGAUACGGCACCAUUAGGCAUUAGUCAUGGUGUUUCUGAUGUGAACAGUGAAAGAGCAUCAUCUAAAAACACUUAUGAUGGUCUGCCUAUCUCAGCAGCGGACUCAAACAUUCUGUUUGUGGGUGGACUUCCAAAUAACUGCACUAGAAGGGAAGUUGGGCAUCUUUUCCGCCCCUUUAUUGGCUAUAAGGAUAUCAGAGUUGUUCACAAGGAGCCUAGACGUAGCGGUGACAAGGCUAUGACUUUGUGUUUUGUGGAGUUUGUUGACUCAAAAUGUGCUCUCACUGCCCUGGAAGCCCUGCAAGGCUAUAAAUUUGAUGAUAAAAAGCCUGACUCGCCAAACCUAAAAAUACAGUUUGCGCACUUUCCAUUCCGUCUACCGUCUGAUCAUGGCAACAGCAUAACAACAUGACACAGACGGCUGGACAUUCAUUUCUUGGGUGUAAUGGAUUUUGAUGGUGUUGAGAUGAACUCUAUCAGAUAGAGGUAUUCACUUUUAUACUCCGAGUUUUAGGUUAGACCUUCCUGGCUGUUGAAUGUAGGAUAUGGAUAUGCAAGAAGUCUGGUAACAGGACAAUUUUUAAUCUAAAAUAUGUUGAUAGAAUUUUCAUUAUAUUUUGGCCCCUAUUUUCAGUUAGCCUCUCCAAUCACCGGAUUAAGGCCGUGGCUUGUACAUUUGAGUUUUGACCCUCUUAUAUCUGACGAUGGUUGAAGUUCAUGUAUUCGGCUGCCCAAGAAGAUAGUUGUAACUUUGGUCAUGAACUGUAAAAAUAAUACUAAUAGUUCGGAGUUGGCUCAGUAUGCAUUCGGGCUACAUUAUAUCAGUAAAUCAUGGCAUACUACGUGUCUUUUGUCUGAACUAAAUAUAAACAUUGCAUUGCAUUGCUUUAAGCUGUAUAUGCUAUCCAGAGGAACACGUUCUCCUGGUGUUUGAAUUUUAUCCAAAGCUGAUUUAAUGGCUUGCCUCUUCUCA